This is a messenger RNA of Clunio marinus, 1386 nucleotides long. The record is from the annotation of a GenBank genome assembly. Lineage: Eukaryota; Metazoa; Arthropoda; Insecta; Diptera; Chironomidae.
AUGGUGAGAAAAAGUGGUUGUUCAAUGAAGUUCUCAGAGAAUAAUCUUAAUAAUCAUAGUAAUCGUCUUGGUAAUCGUAAUAUGUAUGCAACAAUAGCUUAUGCAGGGCAACAGCCUUGGCUGGUGAAUGGAACCAUUCGUGAUAAUAUUCUCUUUGGUGAAUCAUACCGUCCAAAACGCUACGAAGAGGUAAUUGAAUCAUGUGCUUUGAAAUCUGACAUCGAGAUAAUGUCCAACGGGGAUUUAACACAAGUCGGUGAGAGGGGAAUGACUUUAUCUGGUGGACAAAAGAUGAGAAAAUGCAUUGCUCGAGCUUUUUAUUCUUCAGCAAAUGUGAUCAUUUUGGAUGAUGUAUUAUCAUCGCUCGAUAAUCAAGUCGUUUCAUGGAUAAUAGAGAAAUGCCUAAAGCUGAAUCUGGCCAAAUACAAACGGACAAUUAUACUCGUGACUCAGAAAACUCAACUAGUGUAUAAUGCCGAUUAUCUGAUUGCAAUAGAAAAAUUGAAAAUUCGAGUAAGCUGGGUCAUGAAUCAAGUCAAAGAAAGGGAUCCGGCAAUAAUUCGUGAAUGGGAUUUGGCGAUUGCCAAGGAGAAUGCCAAAGAAAGUCAAUUAAGUCCAAUAGGACGAAGUGCAAGAGAACGAUGGAAACUAUUCAAAAACAUUUCACGAAUUGGUUUAUUGCAACAACGACCCUCACCAGAGAGAGAUAAUUUGUCUACGAAUAAUUCGAUUUACAACACGCCAUUCAAAAGGACAUCAAGUAUCUCGUUUGGAUCUCGUUUAUGGUCGGAUUUACCAUUACCCAUUGAUGAGUGUAAUGAUAACGAUUUUGACUUUAACCAAAUGCCAGAAGUACGCAAAAAGCCUAACAGUUUUCGAGUUGUUUCACUUCAACCAAGAGCAGUGUCAGCAAAAACUAAGGAACCGUUAACACGGAACAUUUCAUCUCCAGUUCAAUUUAAUCCAAAUGCAGUUACUGCAUCAGACUACUUAAAGUCAAGAGAUAUUGAUUGUGCUUCAGAAUUAUCUCUUAAUAAGAGCAUCGACAGAAAAAUAAGUUUCAGAAAAUUUCUUCGUCGAAUGUCGUCAAGGCGCAGAAAAUCUCAAACAGAUAAUUCGAUAAUUGAUCAUGAGAAAAGGAAAUCAGACAAAACACUCUCAAUAAGUAGCAUAACCGAAACUGAAGAAACCAUAAAUAACUCCGUCGACGUUGACGAUGACACCAUCACCAAACGUGAUGAACAUGAACGAAGUUGCAGUAUGGGAAUUGAAGAAGAAAUGGAAGACGAUGAAAGCGUUAACCUUGAGGAUGAAUCUGCACUCAAUCGAUUAAAGUAUGACGAAAAGCGAAGAUAUGGCAAAAUUCCAGCGAGGAAAACUUUGUAG